This is a messenger RNA of Actinia tenebrosa (Australian red waratah sea anemone), 3665 nucleotides long. RefSeq lists its product as uncharacterized. The record is from RefSeq and is a predicted model, not a curated record. Lineage: Eukaryota; Metazoa; Cnidaria; Anthozoa; Actiniaria; Actiniidae. Gene Ontology annotation, cellular component: Cajal body. Gene Ontology annotation, biological process: protein desumoylation; Cajal body organization. Gene Ontology annotation, molecular function: SUMO binding.
GGAAAACCAUGUGCGAAAGUAUGAGCUGAAAAUCCUCCGAAAAAACUGCUCUUUUUAGAGCGUUUAUUUCCUUCUUUAGUCAAAGUAGUAGUACAGAACCCUAAUGAAGACAAUAAUCCUUCAAUUUCUAGCUUAAAUGUCUGGGAAAAACUUUUGUGAACUUUGUGGUGAAGCCGGGUUGUCGAGCCGACUUGUGCCGUACCAAAUGAAUUCUGAGGAAGCUAUCUUUAUUUGCGAGAAUUCUGAGUGCGUUUUUCCACUUGGUACUCUUCACGUUGGAAACUUUGUGGUGUCCAGAAAAGCAACAGAAAUCUCAAACAUCAAGCGAAAAAGGAAGAAAAUACCCUCAAAAAAUAAUCCAGAGAAUUCGUCUCUCAAAUCAACGAGUAUUUCCACUCCAGAACAUUUUAUAAAUUGGGAAAACGUCGACGCAUUGUGUUGGCUACACUGUACGCUAAGCUUGAUAGUACACAACAAGACUCUAAGAAAUCUUGUCAGUACUAUCCAAACUCCUAAUUCCUUGCUUAAGUCCAUUUUGGAUUGCUAUUUCAAAGCACAACAGCUUGCAUUAUCAGACUUGACAACGGCUAAGAAGAUACUAGAAGAUAUAAGACAAAAUGUAUGGAUGUAUCUUGCUCCUAAGAUGAAAUGUUCACUUGGAGUGAAUGACUCUCCUAUUUUUGCUCUCCCUCUUCUACUAAACGACAAUGGAGUUACCUUGGAGAAGUGCCUACAGGAGUAUACCUGGGAAUUUAGCUGUGACUUGUGUGGAUUUGAGGAGAAAACUAGACAAAAGAAACAUCUUGUUACAUAUCCAAACACGCCAGAGGACUUUGACUUUGAAAAGGCAUCAUUUCUACGCCCUUGUCCUAAAUGCAAGUCUUCAGGCCAGAAGAGUACUAUUGUUCAUGAAGCAAUGCCAGAUCUUGUGCUGAUGCACUUUGUUGAAGGGCUGAUGACAGAAGAUUAUUUAGAUUCCAAUUUUGUUUUGAACAAGAGUAGGUAUCAGUUAACACAGUUCCUUCAGUACUCAAGAAAUCCUGAUCACUUUAUUUGUUGGUGUAAAGAGAAUGACGGGACGAGAUGGUUAGAACUAGAUGACCUAAAAACUUCAGUAUGUUCAUGGUCAAGUUCUACUCCCAAGGUACCACCCUCAGAAGUUCACGUUGUGGUGUUUGAAAAAAUCACUUCAGAGUCGUGUGAAAACAAAAUCAACUCAAAAGAAUAUAAAUCGGAAAAGGUGAUUGAUGACAUAAAUAGGGUACUUGUGUCACCGACAGAAAUAUUGAGGAACACAGAAAUAUCUUUUUCAAAGGCUGAGGUCUGUUUUUCAAAGGUUAAUGAUGAAGAGAGUAUUUCUUGUCACAUGGAUGCAUUGGAGGUCAUAGAAGAUGUUGAAGAAAAGGAAAUCACUUCUAAAGAAAAGAAUCUAGAAUCAAAAAUUAUUGCAUCUGAAGAAAUAGUAUCGAAUGAGAGUUUGAGCUCUGCAUCAGUAUCUGGAAAACAUGAUGGUGAUCUUCCUGGAAGAUCUCCUUUAAAAGAUUGUUCAAAUAUACCAGAUAAUUGGUCAUCACAUGGAAAGACUGUUGCUACAUCAAUUAUGGCACUUCCAUCACAGACUUCUUUACGACCAGAAAAGACAUCAUUAAUAAAUAGAAAUAGCCCUUCAGUGAUUUCACCUUCACUUACUUCGAGUAAUUUGGAGAACUCCUUAAUCAAAGCUACUGUUGUUACACCAAAUUUGGCACUUCCAACACAGACUUCUUCUCAAGGUGUAAAAACACCAUUAACACAUAGAAAUACCCCUCCAGUGCUUUCACCUUCACUUACUUCGAGUAAUUUGGAGAACUCCUUAAUCAAAGCUACUGUUACUACACCAAAUAUGGCCCUUCCAACACAGACUUCUUCUCAACCCGAAAACACAUCCUUAAUGAAUAGAAAAACCCCUCCAGUGGUUUCAUCUUCACUUACUUCAACCAAACUGGAGAACUCAUUAAUCAAAGUUACUCUCAAAAAAUACUCUUUAAGUAAAAAGUUUCAGCCAUCACUCAAUAACAAACGUCGAACAUUGUCUUCCCAGUUUCAGCCAUAUGUUCCUAAAAAACAGCGAAUUGAACCACAGAUUGUUAAUAACAAACCUACUUUAUUGGAUUUUGAUAGCCAUAGUGACAGUGGCUACUCGAGUCCUAGCUCUGUCAGUUCCUGCGGGAGUGGGUCAAGUACUACGAGUAUGGAAACUGAACAGAAAAUGAGUGUUACUGAUGAUAUAGAGAAGAUGGAGAUAGAUGAUUCCAAUCAUGAAAAUAUCGCCGAAGAACUUGAGAAGCUUUUGCCAGACUGUCUUCUUGAAGAUCGCAGGAAAAGAAGUACAUCAGCAGUAGAUGAUGAGGAACAAAUCAUCCAUAGUGAAACGAUGAAAUUGGAGGGCAUCUCUCAAGAGCAGGACGACUUUAUUCGCAAUUUGCUCUUUGAUGAUUAAGCUGUUAUGUUGCAUUGGGCUGUGAUAGGAGGGAUUUCAGUUGCAGUAAUUUUACUUGCCCUUUUUACUUGAAAAAAUAGUAGUGUAUAUUGCCAUAUAUCUUUGAAAAAGUUAACUAACAAAAUUGUAGAAAUUAGUGCAAAGUUUUUUUAGGUCCACUGAGAUCUACUGAACUUACUAUUAAGUUGUGCAAAUUUCUUCUAUUUCUAACAAAGUUUUUCACGAACAUAUAGUAUGCACUUUAAGCAUAUUAUAUUGUAGUAGACACUAUAAGACCUUUAUGAAAUUUGCUUGAGUGAGGAAUGUCAAAACAAUUGCUCCAAGUUGAGGCUCGACUUGAUGUGUUCUUACAUUUACUGAAGAAAUACUAUUCCCAGUGGACCGAGGUAAUUGUGAUUUUUUAAUCGCCCUUGUAGCGUCUGUUAUGUUAUCCACAAGUACAUUUCAAAUCGACCACGUGAUGCCAAUGUUGUACCACGAGGACAAGUUUUUUACACCACGUGAUCAAAAUUCAGUCAAGUUUUAAUGCACGCGCCUGCUGUGUGCAGUUAUAAAGCAUGUGAGGAUUGGCAGAACACAAGAGAAGUGUUAGGAGAAGCACGGCGUGUGGCGGAAUGCUUCUGGACCCUUUUUGAGUGUUCUGUCAAUUCCCAAGUGCUUUAUAACUCCAAACAGGACAGCAAGCAAUUUUUUUUAUUUCUUUCAUGAAAUACAAAUUACAAUAACCGUUAUUUUGGAAAAAAAUGAUGCAACUAAAAGUGUGUGCGUGUGCUGUAUGCUCUCCUAAAGCACUCGUCCUCAACCAAUCAGAACGUGAGAUUCAUAAUAGUUAUUUUAUAAUGCAUUUUAUUGAGCCAAAACUUAACUUGGAGCCAUUGUUUCCUAUUUUUUUCUUCUCCUUUACUUUGAUCAUACAUCAUACCGGCUUUGUUUCACAAUCCAACUAAAAAAUCUCACAGGUGCAAGAAUUAAACAACAACUAGAUUGAAGGCAUUUAACCCGUGUAAUAAAUAGAGGAUAUUAUAUGGGUGCGAGGAGAUACGAAAUUCAUCUUCGAGUGAUGAAAAGAUCUCUCACGAGUGAGUGCAGCGAACAAGUGAGAGAUUUUCAACACGAGAAGAUAAAUUUCAUAUCUCCAAGCGCCCAUGUUAUUUUCUGUUUAUUAAAUAAUUAUCCAUAAAAUCAA